Molecule: messenger RNA, 624 nt
Organism: Dermacentor andersoni
Lineage: Eukaryota; Metazoa; Arthropoda; Arachnida; Ixodida; Ixodidae
Product: probable ATP-dependent RNA helicase DDX43
Molecular function (GO): ATP binding; nucleic acid binding
Source: RefSeq, a predicted model, not a curated record
AUGAUGGAGCCACGACCUCCGCUUGACUGGGCCAAGCUGCUUGCCAAGAGAGAUGAAGAGGAAAGGAUACGCCGGGAAGAUUUUCCGCAACCCGGGAGCAUUUUUGGCGCCGAGGAUCCCGAAGUUGCACACGUGACUGCCGAGGAGGUGGUUGAAUUCAGGUCAGCCAACAACGACGCAGUUGUCAAAGAUCCGGGAGCGCAGGAACGUCCACGCACAGGCGUGACAACCAACCCCGUGGCAUCAUUCGACGAGGCACUUGCAAUGCAUCCAGAAAUCUUUGACGAAAUGUGUAGGAAGAAUUCCAAGGAACCGUCACCGACGCACAACCAAGCCUUGCGAAGUCUGCUUCAAGGUAACGACCUGUCUAGUGUCGCACAGACGGUUGCACGCAAGACUAUUGGUGACAUCUUACCUGCUGCCUUGGACCUAGCUGACAGCCACGCUCAUCAAAGAGAGGGAUGGCAAAGCCCAUCCUGUCUCGUCUUGGCCCCGACACGCGAACUAGCCCAGCAAAUAGAGAGAGAGACAAAGAAAUACCACUACCGAGGGGCAAAGUCCGUGUGCACUUACGGAGACAGCAGUUGGUUAGAGCAGGUCGACGCAGUUAAACAAGGAGUGUAG